AGAUCGAGAAAAGUUGAUAUCCCAACUUCCAUUGAGAGACGCCGCAUCGCACCUUCUCCGAACCUUUGACGAAAUUGAGUUACAUUCACAAUGAAGUUCUUAACGGUGCUCCCCGCGUUAUGUGUUCUCCUCUUCAGAGCCGGUGGGAUCAAGGCGGAAGAUCAGGCCUACAACUUCGAUGAGGACAACAUCGAUCUGGAGGAUGAAGACAAAGCCUCCUACGAAACUAGAUGUUGGGGCGAGCUUGGCUGCUUCGAUAACUCAAUCGGAGAUAGACUUCCUUCGGAACCGGACUCCAUCCCUCCGAACUAUCUCUUGUUCCCGCAUGACACGGGGAUCAAAAUGAGUUGGGAAGAUACUGUUGAUGACCUGCGGAAUAAGACGAUAGGUCGCUUCGACGAAGAGAGGCGACUAAUAUUUUUGACACAUGGCUUUGGAGAAUCUCUUGGCAAGCAAUGGAUUUGGAAUCUCAGGAACGCAACUUUCAAAGCUUAUCCGAACAGCAACGUGGUGAUUAUCGACUGGGGCAAGGGUGCUUAUCUCCCGCUAUAUAACCGUGCGGCAGCAAAUGUUCCCAUGAUCGCGAAUAUGACCAUGAGACUCACGUCGAAGCUGAUGUCAAUAUAUCCCACGAUCAAAGCUGAAAACAUCUAUUUCAUCGGCUUCUCGCUUGGAGCUCAAAUGGCAGGUUACUUCGCUAGAACCUUCACCAACCAAACCGGCACCAAAAUCGGCAGAAUAACGUCGCUGGACGCAGCUGCCCCGAAUUUCCACAGCCUAAACAUCGCUCCACGACGAGGGGAUGCCGACUUCGUUGAGGCUAUUCAUACCUCUGCAGGAGACAAUAUUAUCACCGGCAAGGUCGGCUACGUCCCGCCAUACGCUGACAUCGACUUCUACCCCAAUGGCGGGAUAAAGCAGCCCGGCUGCCCAUUCUUCCACUUACCGUGUUCCCAUCAGCGAGCUUUCGUCUACCUGACCCAUGCUCUCGAGGAUUUAGCCGGAUGCCAGUUCAGAGGAGUACGAUGCGCAACCGUUGAAGAAGCCAACAAGGAAAACUGUACCGGGCCAGCUGUCGACGCUCACAUCGGGCAGGUGGACCUCGAGAAGUUCACCCGGCUGGAUGAUGACUAUCAUAUUGUCUACCUGAAAACCACUUCGAAGAGUCCCUUCUGUACGGUCGAGGAUUGAUACACCCGGGAAUAUGAUGUGAAUAAAGAGCACGAGGAACAA
Galendromus occidentalis (western predatory mite) is the source of this 1233-nucleotide messenger RNA. Its product is annotated as lipase member H. The transcript has 6 exons. Gene Ontology annotation, biological process: lipid catabolic process. NCBI's taxonomy places the organism in Eukaryota, Metazoa, Arthropoda, Arachnida, Mesostigmata, Phytoseiidae. Gene Ontology annotation, molecular function: lipase activity. Bases 91 to 1191 code for a protein of 366 amino acids. The record is from RefSeq and is a predicted model, not a curated record.